Messenger RNA from Plectropomus leopardus (leopard coralgrouper), 2607 nucleotides. RefSeq names its product serine dehydratase-like (gene sdsl). Gene Ontology annotation, molecular function: pyridoxal phosphate binding; L-serine ammonia-lyase activity; threonine deaminase activity. Gene Ontology annotation, biological process: L-serine catabolic process; L-threonine catabolic process. NCBI's taxonomy places the organism in Eukaryota, Metazoa, Chordata, Actinopteri, Perciformes, Serranidae. The record is from RefSeq and is a predicted model, not a curated record.
UCAGGCUGUUUUCAGGCUGUUUUCAGGCUGUUUUCAUCAGGUUUUCAUGUGUUUCUGUCACAGGAAGCUGCUCUGCUGUGCUAGCACAGUGUAGCGUGCCCCGCUAACAUGGUGCUUUCUGUAUAAAUUAACCGCCGUAUCACGUAAUGGUCGGAGGCUCGUUCAACAACAUGUUUUAUGCAAACUGAAAGUAGGCUCAUCAUGGCGAAUCAUUUCCACAUCAACACCCCGCUGCUGGAGAGCGUCAGUAUGUCCAAACGUGUUGGAACCAGCGUCUUCCUGAAGAUGGAGAACUCGCAGCCCUCUGGCUCCUUCAAGAUCCGUGGUAUUGGACACCUCUGCCAGCAGCUCGCCACACAGUCCAAAGGCGUUGUCUGCUCCUCAGGAGGUAAUGCUGGUUUGGCUGCAGCUUACGUUGCCAGAAAAAUGGGUAUACCUGCCACAAUCGUGGUCCCGUCCUCGUCUCCUCAGCUGGUGGUUCAGAGACUCCAGGAUCAGGGCGCCACUGUCAAGAUGACAGGCAGGGUUUGGGAUGAUGCCAAUGCAGAAGCUCUCAGACUGUCAGAAACUGAAGGACUCACAUACGUCCCCCCGUUCGAUCACCCCCUGCUCUGGCAGGGCCACAGCAGUCUGGUCUCAGAGGUCUCGGCCUCUCUGGGUCCCGGGUUGAAGCCCGGAGCUGUGCUGUUGUCUGUGGGCGGAGGGGGGCUUCUCUGUGGCAUCAUCCAGGGCCUGAAGGAUGUAGGCUGGACAGAUGUACCCAUCAUCGCCAUGGAGACGGUGGGGGCAGACUGUUUCAACGCUGCAGUUAAGGCGGGAAGGGUGGUCACCUUGGAUGACAUCACCAGUGAGGCCAAAUGUCUCGGAGCAAAGACAGUUUGCAAGAAAGCUUUUGAAUACAGUCAGGGCAGCGAGGUGACAAUCAUCUCUGAGCUGGUGACGGACCAGCAGGCUCUGCACGCUGUGGAGACAUUCCUGGAUGAGGAGCGUGUGUUGGUGGAGAUGGCAUGUGGAGCAGCACUGGCAGCGGUCUACAGUGGACUCAUAGGCAGAUUACAGGAUGAAGGUCGGCUGGCGACUCCCCUGGGCCCCCUGCUGGUGGUCGUGUGCGGCGGCAGCAGCGUCGACAUGCAGCAACUGACCAACCUCAAACACAAACUGCACACUUAAAGAGCUGCAUAUACGUAAAUGUGUGUAUGCGUGCAGUAUGUGACAGGCCAGUGUUGGGUCACAGCAGCGAAAAUAAUUGAAUCGAUGUAAUCGAAGUGAAUAAAAGUGAAUAAAAGAAAAGGCAGAAGAACUACAGAAACAUCUAAUUUAGAGUCAAAGGUGUUGUUGCAGUGUUGGUGUAAAAAUAUUAGUGCUGCUUCUAAUAUUACAGUGUAAAGUCACUAAAAGUCUAAUAUUGCAGUAACAUAUUUUUGAAAACCCAAAUUUCCCCAGUUGUAAAUGACUAAAGUUCAUUACAUGAGCGUAUGCUGUGAUCGUGCUGAGCUAACUGAACUGUCACAUGCAGUUCUGAGGUUUCCCCACAUGGUGGAGUCACAGUUCACUGUUCAUACAAGACUCCGACCCUCCACACAGUCUGACACAGAAAACCUCACAGAGAAACAAAGUGUUUUUUCUACUUCAAACUGAUAUCUGUCAAUGUGAUUUAUUCAAAAAUUCAUUGUAUUUCAGCAAAAACAGUCUGCUCUUACAUCUCCUAUCCACACACCGAUAUUGGUACAUUUCUGUCUUCUCCUGGUCUUUUUUUUUGGUAUGUUCUCCAAAGCAUUCAUUUAUUUCAGAUGAACAAAACUGAUCUUUGACUACACAUUAAAUGUAGGAGUGUGGUCAGUGUGUGCGAUGUGUAGGGAGUCAUUACUAUGGAAACUGGUCCUCUCUGCUCUGCCCCCAUCAGAGACAUCAGGAGAAAGAGUUGCAUUUGACAUCAUAUUUAUAGUCUUCGGCUUCUGAGCCCUCAGACAGCUGCGUGUGAUGUGAGGUUUGCAAAUGGCGCAAACUUUAUGGUAAUCGUUGUGAUCACAUAAUCCAUAAACACAUCUUUUAAAAAGCAUCUCAGAUGAUGUUUUGAUCAGAACAAUCGAAACUUCAACACAUACAGAGUCAAAAGUAACCUCUACAGUAUUCCAAUAUGUUGUACAGGGCUCAGUUGCAGGAUUUAGCAAAUUUUCGGAUAAGUAAAGAGGGCAUGGUUAAAGAUAUAGAGUCUGGCAUUUCCCCACAAUAGUGUAUUUGCAGCAGUGCAUUUUAAGAAAGAUGGAAAAGCAGUUUGCUUGUAGUUAGAGAAAACAAGGGCUUGAUCAUCAUCAAUCUAGGCUGACCUUGAGCAACUGUUAAGACGUCUGUACGGUAUCUGUGUACAUGGUUGAGGAGAAAAUAAAAAUACAAAAUAUCAGACUGAGAUGAUUAUGACUGCAGCAGAACUGAAAAGAGGGAAAGUGAGAAGCGCUUCGUCUCCUCCGUGUGCUGUUGGAUGAUGUAGGCGAGGAGAACUGAGGGAUGAGACAGGUGGGUGUCUCAGAAGGACCAUCUCUCCUGUCAAAAUCAAUGUGAACGUGUCCCAAACUGUGACGGGAACUUUUUUCAUUAUGUGAUGAUAAU